Messenger RNA from Eurytemora carolleeae, 976 nucleotides. RefSeq names its product calcyclin-binding protein. Lineage: Eukaryota; Metazoa; Arthropoda; Copepoda; Calanoida; Temoridae. The transcript has 11 exons. The record is from RefSeq and is a predicted model, not a curated record. Gene Ontology annotation, cellular component: nucleus. Gene Ontology annotation, molecular function: tubulin binding; ubiquitin protein ligase binding; S100 protein binding. Bases 78 to 776 code for a protein of 232 amino acids.
AAAAUUGCUUUACAGUCAAAUAUAUAUUCUAUUUAAGUAUGAAACAAUAAUUAUUAAAUAUUUCAGAAAAUUAAACAAUGUCGCUGGAGAACAAACUUCAAGAGGUUGAGUCUGAUAUCUCCGAGCUUAAAUCCUUACUGGAGAAGGCAACCAGGCAUAAGGUGAAGGAGUUGCUUUCUGCAGAUGUUGGUCGUCUUGAGACUGAUCAGCGCAAUUUGAAAGCUGAGAUUAAGAAAGCUGAGGCUAGAAUUCAGGGUGAGAAGGAGAAUAAAGCAAAAACCUGCCCAGAAAUACAGAUCAAAGAUUACUCUUGGGAUCAGAGUGAAAAGUUCGUAAAACUUUAUCUGACUGGACUACAAGGAUUGGGAGAGCUGAACCCGGAGAAUAUCAAGGUCUCGUACACGGAGCAGUCACUAACUGUUAGGAUUGAAAGUUUGAACGGGAAAACUCCGCUGUUCAGCAUCAACAAAACCUGUCACAAAAUAUCUCCAGAUAAAUCCUAUUUCAAGAUAAAAUCAGAUUAUCUGCUCGUGUUCCUGAGCAAGCAUAACCCAGGCAGUAGUUGGUCUCAUAUCACCUACGCGGAGAAGUGUGCUGCAGACGCUAAGAAGAGCAGUGAAGGGUUCAAUGAUAAAGAGGAUCCUAGCGCAGGACUUAUGAACAUGAUGAAGAAGAUGUACAAUGAAGGAGAUGAUGAAAUGAAAAGAACCAUUGCCAAGGCUUGGACUGAAGGACAGGGAAAGAGGGGUGGAGGAAUGCCAGAUCUAGAUUUUUAAACAUGCUUUUUAAUAUUUCUAAAGUGGAAACCUAAAAACACACUCCAUUUUGUAAAUUAGUGCAAAGUCAUGGUUUAAGCGUGUCUAAUAUUCUUUUAGAAUAUAUUGCUUUUAAGAAACGGUAUUUAGCAUGUAAAUUCUUAUUCCAUCCCGUGAAUUGUAUUUUUGUGAUUUUUUUAAUAAACAUUUUUUAAUACAUA